AUGGCUUCACCCAGAAUCCUUGUCCUGCUGCCUCUCAUGAUGUUGAGCACCAUCCGGCUCCUGCCCAUGGUUGGCAAUGGGCUGCAUGAGGCCACAGGGUUCCACAUGCAGCAGCGUGCGGAGCUCCAGAAGAUGGAGAUAACUGGGCUGCUGGACGAGGUGGAGGAGAGGAGCCUGGAGGAGACCAAGCCGAGCCUGGAGGAGAUGGAGCCAAGUGUGGAGGAGAAGGCAGUGAUCCUGGAGGAGAGCGACUUUUCGUGGGGAGUCCUCCUCUUUGCUACAUCCUCGAAGCUGUGUCAGUGCUGCCUGGUUGUUGUUGAUCUAGUGGCGCUCCUUGGGCUCUGCUUGAGGCUCUGGAAAAGGAUCUCGCCACUCCUGCCGGCCAUGGCUCUGACAGGAGUCCUUCUCCUGCUUUUGUUGAGCAUCAUCUGGCUCACAGUGAUGGUUGGAUACGGUUGGCUUGCCUGGGAAGACCUGCUCUUUGCUGCCUUCAAGUUCAGUGCGGUUGCUGGAUACCUGGUGCUGCUCAUCAGGCUCAGUGCGUGGCUCAAGAAAAGGACCCAUGCACCAGACAGGAGCAAAGAGCAGGAGAGGUCCAGCAGCAGCACGGGGGAGGCUGAGUCCAGCAGCAACACGGGGGAGGCUGAGUCCAGCAGCAACAUGGGGGAGGCUGAGGAGGAAGAAAGAGAAGUUGGCGAUUACGUGGAGCGGCUGGUGAGGGACAAGGUCCGGCGGUCAGCGCGGAGCGUGGCCUACAGGAGAAAGGCAGUGGAGAAGCUGGUGGGCGAUCUCCUCGGUGCCUUGCAGAAGCGCUUGUCCGAGAGCUUCUUCCCAGUGCUGCAGCCAGCCAUCGGGGUGGGCAGCGCCUUUGAAGGCUGGAGUCCCCGUGGGCAUGAUGCUGUGUACACCCUGCUUGUGCCCCUGAAACCCCCCCGUGGGCACGCCUUCCACCUGGAGCUGGGCACUGCGAGGGACGCGCCAGAAAAGCACCGUGUCCAAAAGCACCGUGUCCGUGUGGAGCUGGUGUGCACCUGCACAAAGGACACACGUGUGGGGGACAUGCUGUGCUUUGUCCACCAGCCCUACGAGGCGCUGCAGAGAAAUCAGGAUUCCAGCCUUGUGAACGAGCUCUGCACCGGCCGCUACCUCGAUGCCCAGAAGAUCGCCCGCUGGAUCCAGGGCUUGGUGACCUCAGCCUGGGAGGAGCUGCCUCAUUCACGUCGCUACGGGCUGAGGCUGCUGCCUUCCCGCCGCUCCUGCAAGCUGGAGCUGACCAGUGCCUCCGGGAGAUCCCUCCGUGUGGAGAUGCUCUUUGGGGUGCAGCGCGGCCACUCGGACCUCUUCCUGAGCAGCCAGGCUCCAGAGGCUGUCUUCACCCCAGGCACCAUGUGGGCAGAGAGCUUUGCUGUGGCAGAGGCAAAGUUCUUCAGCCACGUGGCCAGGCAGGCCCCACCUGACAGUGUCCACCUCCAGUGCCUCCAGCUCUGUGCCAGUAGCCUGGCAGGCACAGUCCUUUCCUCCGACAUCUUGAAGACGGUUGUGAUGGAUCUCCUGAGCCUCAUACACGUGACAAGCUGGAUGGGGCCAGUAUUUGUGAUCCGGCUUCAGGAUGUCAUGGCCUACCUGCGCAGCUGCCUGCUGGAGAAACGCCUCGAUCACUUCAUCAUUGGCAACAAGUUCUUGCCCGAGGACAUCCUCUUGGCCCCAGACACCCGAGAAGCUGAGCCACUCAACCUCUUCCAGUGCCUGGCGGAGGAUGCCCAAGCCUACGCGAAGGCACUGGGGGAGUUUGAGGAGCUGCAAGACCAGCUCAAGGACCUUCUGCUCUUCAAAGUCUGAAAGAGGUUUUCACCUCUCACACCACCUCUGUGCA
This is a messenger RNA of Calidris pugnax (ruff), 1873 nucleotides long. Its product is annotated as inositol 1,4,5-trisphosphate receptor-interacting protein-like 1. Gene Ontology annotation, cellular component: membrane. The transcript has 2 exons. Bases 1 to 1839 code for a protein of 612 amino acids. The record is from RefSeq and is a predicted model, not a curated record. NCBI's taxonomy places the organism in Eukaryota, Metazoa, Chordata, Aves, Charadriiformes, Scolopacidae.